Messenger RNA from Gadus macrocephalus (Pacific cod), 1679 nucleotides. Its product is annotated as piggyBac transposable element-derived protein 4-like. The transcript has 3 exons. The coding region runs from base 27 to 1679 and encodes 550 amino acids. The record is from RefSeq and is a predicted model, not a curated record. NCBI's taxonomy places the organism in Eukaryota, Metazoa, Chordata, Actinopteri, Gadiformes, Gadidae.
CUAAACAGUGGCAUCUAGCGAAAUAUAUGAGUAAAAUGACAACAGGAAGACCUUCCCGAGUUAUUAGACCACCUUUGAGGUUCACAGACGGCUUUGAGGAAGAAGAGACUCCUUGUGAAGAAAGUGUGGUGGAGGAGGAGUCCCCCAGUGUCACUCAGGGACGUUCAGGGAGGAGCAAUGGGGCUGGAGGUGAUGCUGGCACUAGUAGAGACCGAAGCCGCUCACCACAGCACCAAGAAAGGUGGAAGACGGAGGCUGAGCCAGAUUAUGGAGUCCCUCAAAAGCUGAGAUUCAACCCCCGACGCACCCCAGGUGUCCAACCCCCUCUAAAUAUUGGAAACCCACCACCAGGUGAAAUUUUCUCACAUUUUUUUGAUGCUGCGGCUUUGCUUCUCCUGUGUCAAAACACCAAUAAGUAUUCGGCCAAAAACCUAGAGAAAGGGAGAAGGUUCCACUGGAAAGAAAUCCAGCCGGAGGAGAUGACAAAAUUCAUUGGCAUGUUGCUGUACAUGUCAGUGCUGGACCUGCCGAAGAUACGGGAUUUCUGGAGAACCCAGAGUAUAUUUAGUGUCCCUUUCCCCACCACCGCCAUAACCCGAGACCGAUUUAGGGCAGUGUUAGGGAAUAUUCACAUGAGUGACCCAGCUCAAAGCGAAGAGAAUGACGCCAAAAAAGGCACUGAUGAAUAUGAUCACCUCCACCGUGUCAGACCGCUUAUGGAGAUGAUCCAGAUCAACUGCAAGUCCAUUUACCAACCAAGGCAGCACAUUGCAGUUGAUGAGAGGAUGGUUGGGACCAAGGCCAGGCUUGGUAUCAAGCAGUACAUGAAGGCAAAGCCUACGAAGUGGGGCCUGAAGUUCUUCGUGCUUGCUGCAGCAAACGGCUACACUUUGGACUUCAAGCUCUACACAGGCAAGUCCAAGACUGCCACAGGGAAGGGGCUCUCCUUCGAUGUGGUUGACGGACUGAUGGAUAGAGGAUACCUGGGGUCAGGUUAUAUUGUGUACACCGACAACUUUUACACAAGUCCCCUCCUCUACCGACACCUGAGCCAGGAGGGAUUCGGAGCUUGUGGGACAUACAGGGACAGGGAUCUUCUCUUCGUGAAGUGGAUGGACACAAGAGAGGUCUCCCUGUGCUCCACCAUCCACCCCGUUUACAGUGGGGAUACAGUGCAGCGUUGGCAGAAGACGGGUGAUGGGCCACACCAUCAUAUCUCCAUCCCCAGACCCACCACGGUAACUGAAUACAACAGGUACAUGGGGGGAGUCGAUACAUCCGACCAGAUGAUUGGGACAAAUUCAGUCCACCGGAAGACGAGAAGGUGGCCCACCACUGUAUUCCAGCAUCUGGUGGACAUCGCUGCGACCAACUCCUUCAUUAUCCACAAGGAGUGUGCCAGCCUGCAGCAGGUGAGACCGAUGACCCGUCAGCAAUUCCAGGAGGAGCUUGCUGCACACCUCCUUGGGGUUGACAACAGGAGUGGGCUUCAGAAGACGAGCUACCACCAUCUGCCUGUUCCCACCAGCGAUGAACAGACGAAGAGCAAGAGAGCCACCGGUGGGCGACGGCGCUGCAAACUCUGCCAGAGGAGCACUGCCUGGCAGUGUGAGGACUGCGCUGUAGGCCUGUGUCUGCAGCCAGACAGGAACUGUUUCAGGCAGUACCAUUGUAAAUAG